Micropterus salmoides (largemouth bass) is the source of this 1093-nucleotide messenger RNA. RefSeq names its product perforin-1-like. Lineage: Eukaryota; Metazoa; Chordata; Actinopteri; Centrarchiformes; Centrarchidae. The transcript has 4 exons. The record is from RefSeq and is a predicted model, not a curated record. The coding region runs from base 281 to 1006 and encodes 241 amino acids.
AAUCUAAACGAAAUGUCACUUGCCUUGUCUUAUUUAGAAUUUAUUUCUACUUUGGGUAAUUUUUGCCUAGAAAGAGGUGAUAUUUCUGUUACAGAUCAUAUUACUUUCAAAAGAUAUUCCCUCAUUUGGUGUGCAUCGUAAUGUACCAUUUACUGCCCUUAGCAUGAAGGCACUACUUAAAUGCUGCCCAUUAAUCACUGACUAUUAAAGGCAUCUUAUUUCCUCUCCUGUCCUCCAGGUCCACUCCUGCUUAUCACAGGGUGUUUCUGUAGGCCUGGGGAUGUCGACAUCUGGUAGCCAAUGGCAUUGCAACAACGUCCUACAGAACAAGGACAGCAUCGCCUCAUACAGCUCUGGUCUUCACCAACAUUACACAGAGGUGGUAGGAGGCAAUGGUUGGUCAGGGGAGUUUUCACUCACAGAUAAUGACUAUGGCUACAGGAAUUGGCUAAACUCCCUUAAGGACCACCCAAAUAUUGUUUCAUACCACCUUAGGCCAAUAUAUGAGCUGAUUCCAAAUAAGACACAGAAGGCAGGGAUGAAAGCUGCCAUCGAGCAUUACUUAGAAGACAAUGCUGUGAGUAAGUCACCCAGUGAACCUUCUUGUGGCAGCACUUCAUACCUGGCUUCCAACUGCUGUCCUAAAGACAUCUGGAGAGGAACACUGGAGGUGACCAUCGUCCGAGCCUGGAAUCUGUAUGGAGAUUAUCCUGCCACUAGCCCUACUGACAGUUAUGCUAAGAUGAAGUAUGGUUCCUUCCAACACACGACUGAAGUAAUCGAAUCAGACAAUCCCAGUUGGAAUGCUCAUUUUAAUUUGGGCAAGGUCAGUAAAUCUUCUCAUUACAGAUCACCUCAAAAGAACACCCACUCAAAUAAGGGUGUGGCAGGGACACACACAAUCACCUGUGCUGCCGAUACAGGUGGCUUUGAAGUCAAGUACACUCUGACCUGCGACCCUUAUCUGACUGGAGGGAAGUGUACUGAAUACAAACCGGGUCCAUAAUGAGAAAUGCAUUUUGGGGCAACACUAUUCAAAAAUGCUGCUUGCUUUACUAUAAAAUCCAAAUGAAAUCACAAUUAGUUAUCCCUU